GUAGCUAUCUAUAUAUAUGUGUGUGUGUUUUUGCAGUCAGUAGACACAUAUCACUCACUCUAAGCAACAAUCACUACUUAGAAAGAGAAGCUAUAAAUCCUGUAAACACGACGACAGAACACUAGUAGAAGUAAGUUUACAGAGAAUGGAUAGUUUAACCGGGCCUUACGCAGCUGUUAUAGGAGUACAAUCCAUUUAUGCAGGCAUGUUUAUGCUCUCCAAAGUCGCAUUCGAUUUAGGAAUGAACACGUUCGUCUUCGUCUUCUACAGACAAGCUGCUGCCACUCUUUUCUUAGCUCCUCUUGCUUACUUCACCGAAUGGAAAUCGGCACCACCACUAACCUUCAAAAUUCUUAUCAAGAUUUUUGUGUUGUCUCUAUUUGGGAUUACCUUGAGCUUGAAUAUAUAUGGAGUUGCCCUUGUAUACACUUCGGCUACUUUGGCUGCAGCCAUUACCAACUCCCUUCCGGUCAUUACUUUUCUCAUCGCAGCUCUAUUCAGAAUGGAAAAGGUGAAUUUGAAGACAAUCCCAGGAGUUGUAAAGAUUGCAGGAAUAGUGUUGUGUGCAGGAGGAGCAGCAACAAUAGCAUUUUACAAAGGCCCUUUCUUGAAGCUAUUAUUACACCAUCACUUGUUCACUCACUAUAGCCCCAGACAACAUGCCCUUGUUCAUGCUUCUACUCAUGUGUGGGUCAAGGGUGUUCUCCUGCUGCUUCUUGGUAACACCUUUUGGGGUUUGUGGAUCGUCUUCCAGGGUGGAGUGAUGAAAAGCUAUCCAUCAAAGCUUCUUCUGACAUUUGGGCAAUGCUUUUUAAGUUGCUUACAGUCAUUGGUUCUAGCUCUUGUCAUGGAAAGGGAUCCUUCUGAAUGGAAGCUGGGAUGGAAUGUCAGACUUGUAGCCGUAGCUUAUUGUGGAAUUAUAGUAACGGGUUUGACAUAUUACCUGCAAUCAUGGGUGAUUGAGAAGAAAGGGCCAGUGUUCCUAGCCACGUCAACUCCAUUGGGCUUUGUUUUCACUAUCAUAUGUUCUGCUUUGCUUCUCGGUGAAGUUACUAGUUUGGGAAGCAUAUUAGGAGGAGUUUUGUUGGUUGGAGGGCUUUACUGCGUGCUGUGGGGAAAGAGUAGAGAACAAGUAUUGGAGAUCCAUGAAGGGUCCAUUUGUAAAGCAGUUGAAGUUGAGAGCACAGUCAAAGUAUUUUCCCCGUCUGAAGGAUCGCUUAAGAAUAAUAAUGUUCGUCCCUCAGCUCCUUGUGUGACAAUAGUAUAGAUUCAUGUGCACCUCAACUAUAUAUAUAUAUGAAAAUCGAAAUUGUUGAGCCGGUAGGUUUGUUUUGUAAUUUUGGUAAUAUUCGAAUAUGGUUGUAAUAGAUUAUUUGAUAUUUAUAUUCAUCAUAUUUAACAA
Daucus carota subsp. sativus is the source of this 1402-nucleotide messenger RNA. RefSeq names its product WAT1-related protein At5g64700. Gene Ontology annotation, molecular function: transmembrane transporter activity. The record is from RefSeq and is a predicted model, not a curated record. The transcript is spliced from 7 exons. Bases 146 to 1267 code for a protein of 373 amino acids. NCBI's taxonomy places the organism in Eukaryota, Viridiplantae, Streptophyta, Magnoliopsida, Apiales, Apiaceae. Gene Ontology annotation, cellular component: plasma membrane.